AUGGCCGACGCUCUCAUCUCCGGUGUUGUCGAACAGCUGAUCAACAUCCUGAAUCACCAAGCCCAGGAGUUGAAAAGAGUUUUGGGUGUGAAGAAGGAUAUCAAAAACCUCUCAUCAAAGCUCGAGAAAAUCAGGGAGGUAUUGGAUGAUGCAGAGAAGAGAAGCUUUAAGGAAACGGGCAUCAAACUCUGGAUCGAAAAUAUCCAAGACUUCUCCUACCAAGUGGAUGAUGUUCUAGACGAGUGGAGAACCAGAACUCUUGCAAGUCGCAGCUCUUUCCUGCCUUCGCGUUUCCAUUACAAAAGGUUUGCUAUUCAUCGAGACAUCGCCAAGAAAAUAAAGGAGCUUGAUUCAACACUUGAUCGGAUUACGAAAGAGAAAGAUCAGUUCAAAUUUGAUUAUGCAUCAUCUAUAACACACACUUCUGCAGCAUCACACUCUGAUCAAGAAUUGAUGCGAGUCACCACUGCGUUUGAUGUCGAUGCGUCUGAGAUUCAAGGUAGGAAAUCCGAUGCCAGUGCUUUAAUAAGCAAAUUAGUGGAGAAUUCUGGAGAAGAAGAAGCAAGAAAUGGAAAUGGCCCCCCUGUGAUUUCCAUAGUGGGCACGGGAGGGAUAGGGAAAACUACUCUUGCUCUACUAGUCUUUGGGGAUGAACAGAUCAAAACUCAUUUUGAUGAAAGGGUGUGGAUUUGUGUCUCCGACCCUUUUGACCAGAUCAAGAUUGCAAAAGCCAUUGUUGAGUCAACCACUAAAAGCUCCACAGAUCUGUCUCAACUGCAUGUAUUACUGGCAAAAAUCCAAAGCACUUUGUCUGAGAAAAGGUUCCUACUUGUGAUGGAUGAUGUGUGGACAGAGCAGUCUGCAAAGUGGGAGCCAUUGAAGAACUCUCUCAAGGAUGGACUCCCCGGGAGUAGAAUCUUGGUGACCUCAAGGAGUGAGAGGGUUGCUAGAAUGAUGGGAAGUGUGUAUCAGCAUCAGUUGGAUCUAAUAUCUGACUCGGAAGCUUGGUUGUUGCUUAGCAGGAUAGCAUUAUCUGGGAGAAGGGAAGAGGACUGUAAGAAACUGAAAGAUAUUGGUCAGAAAAUUGCUCAAAAGUGCAAAGGGCUGCCACUUGCAGCUAAGGUUAUGGGAAGCCUGCUAUGUUUCAAAGACACUAGAGAUGAUUGGCAAAAUGUUUUAGACAAUAAAAUUUGGGAGUUGGAGGAAGUGGUAACAGACCUCUUCCCUCAUUUGUAUCAAAGCUACAAUGAUUUGACCCCAAUGAUGAAGCAAUGUUUCUCAUAUUGUGCUGUCUUUCCCAAAGAUUAUGAAAUAGAGGUAGAAAAGCUCAUCAGAAUUUGGAUGGCACAAGGUUAUGUGACUAUGGAAUCAAAAGGCAGGGAGUUAUUUGGGGGUUUAGCAAAGCGCUCUUUCUUCCAAAAUUUGAAGAAAGAUGACAUGGAUUUCAACAUUAUCAUAUCUUGCAAAAUGCAUGACAUAGUGCAUGAUUUUGCGCAGUUUCUUAGCAAAAAUGAAUGCUACAGCAUUGACCAGCACAAGGAUAAGGCCGGAUUUAAAAAUCUACGUCAUCUGUCAUGGCAGAACACUGGUAAGAAUAUGAAUCUUGCUUCCAUUUGUGAUAUUGGAAAACUUCGCAGCUUUUUUGCUGAAGGUUUUUCUCCCGAACAACUUACUCCUGAUUUGUUCAAUGGUCUGAAAUCUAUGAGAGUAUUAGGAUUGCAUGGUCGUGAGUUGCAAGAACUCCCAAAGAAUAUAGGAAAUUUGCUUCAUCUAAGGUACAUUGAUUUAAGUUGGAGCAACGUAGAAGAGUUGCCGGAUGCAGUUUGUUCUUUAUAUAACUUGCAAACUUUAGAUCUUAGAAGAUGUAGGUGUUUUUCUAGGUUGCCAAAUGGGAUUGGAAAUUUGCAUCAACUAAGGUACAUUGAUUUAAGUUUGAGCAAAGUAAAGGACUUACCUGAUAAGAUUGGAGAUUUGAAUCAGCUAAAGUACAUUAAUUUAAGUUGGAGCAAAGUAGAGAAGUUGCCCGAUACAAUUUGUUCUUUGGAGAACUUGCAAACUUUAGUUCUGGAAAGAUGUGAACAUCUUUCUAGACUGCCUGAAGGGAUUGGAAAUUUGGUUGAGUUAAAGUACAUUAAUUUAAGUUAUUGUACACAAGUGCAGGAGUUACCCAAAGGGAUUGGCAAUUUGAUAAACUUGAGACACCUUAACAUCAGAGGCACCAAUAGGCUGGAGACAAUGCCCCAAGGCAUCGCAAAGCUAACUCAGCUUUGUAGUUUAAGUGAGUUUAAGGUGGGGAAAGAGUCAAGUAAGUUGGGAUACAUGGAGAAGCUGAACCAACUCAAAGGGGAGCUGUCAAUUACUGUUUUGUGCGAUCUGAAUAAUGCAGCAGAUGUGGAGGAAGCAGAGAAAGCAGAAUUGAGAAACAAGAAGCACAUCAAAGAAUUAUGUCUAGAUUUCAGUCCAGGAGUCGAUGUGGGAACGGAUGUGAUGGAAGCUCUGGAACCACCUCCAGAACUGCAAACCUUGCAACUUAUUCGGUACGGAGGAACCCACUUCCCUUCCUGGAUUACACUGUCCCUUGAUAAUCUACGGAUUCUUAAAAUCUAUGGGUGCAGAAAUUGUUCAUCUUUGCCUCCAUUAGGCAAACUGCCUUCUCUGGAGACUCUUUUCAUAUGGGACAUGAAGGAGCUAAGAUAUGUAGGGAGGGAGUUUUUGGGAGUAGCAGAAGUAGGUGGUGUUGCUUUUCCAAAGCUGAAGAAAUUGGAGUUCUACGAUUGUCCCGAGUGGGAGGAAUGGGACGACUUCAAACAAGAAGCAAUAAUAAUAAUAAUAAUGCCAUGCAUCAGGGAGUUGGAACUAAAUUAUUGCAGGAAACUUAAGACAGUGCCACAUCACCUCUUAAGUAGGCUCGAGUCUUUGAAGAUCAAACACUGUCCAAGUCUCAAAGUUGAAUACAGCAAGUGAAAUAUGUGACACUACAGAUGCCGAUUAGAUGUCAAAAUGGUGAUGUCAUCGUUCUUCCAGGUAAUAAGGCUGCCGCUCCUAUUGGAUAGGGGAAUCGUACCUACUUGUAAGUUGUAACCUUAUUGUUACCGCGUUAACCGCCCGACCAAUUUGAUCAUUUGAGUAAAAACUAUAAAUUUAUCUCUUUUUCACUUUGAA
Messenger RNA from Ipomoea triloba (trilobed morning glory), 3162 nucleotides. RefSeq names its product putative disease resistance protein RGA3. Gene Ontology annotation, molecular function: ADP binding; protein binding. The transcript has a single exon. The record is from RefSeq and is a predicted model, not a curated record. Lineage: Eukaryota; Viridiplantae; Streptophyta; Magnoliopsida; Solanales; Convolvulaceae. Gene Ontology annotation, biological process: defense response to other organism. The coding region runs from base 1 to 2964 and encodes 987 amino acids.